Conger conger (European conger) is the source of this 1682-nucleotide messenger RNA. RefSeq names its product bone morphogenetic protein receptor type-1B-like. Lineage: Eukaryota; Metazoa; Chordata; Actinopteri; Anguilliformes; Congridae. Bases 157 to 1671 code for a protein of 504 amino acids. The transcript is spliced from 11 exons. The record is from RefSeq and is a predicted model, not a curated record. Gene Ontology annotation, biological process: cellular response to growth factor stimulus; protein phosphorylation; dorsal/ventral pattern formation. Gene Ontology annotation, cellular component: plasma membrane; signaling receptor complex. Gene Ontology annotation, molecular function: SMAD binding; transforming growth factor beta receptor activity, type I; ATP binding.
GAGGAGAGGUUGUCGACUUGGGAACAUCCCCGCUGCCUUCGCAGCCGAUUGUCGUUUUAGAGAGUUUAUCCUGUACUGAACGGAACACAUCUCACCUUCACUGGAGACAUUCACACCUCACGAAUCAGUCAAGAGAAAGCCAGUGUGCUGGACGCCAUGCUGCUGAGGAAUUCUGGGAAGAUGGCGACUGGCGGUCAGGGGGAGGAGAGCAAAGGCUCCGCCCCCGAGAUGCAGCCGCGCUGGCUGUGGUGCCACUGCUACCACCACUGCCCCGUGGACUCAGUCAACCACACCUGCAGGACGGAUGGAUAUUGCUUCACUAUGGUGGAGGAGGAAGAGGGUGGGGUCCCCAUACUUACCUCAGGCUGUCUGGGGCUGGUGGGCUUUGAAUUCCAGUGCAGGAGGCAGAACACGGGAAACUCGGGCCAGAGGAGAACGCUGGAGUGCUGCACGGAUCAGGACUUCUGCAACCGCGACCUGCACCCCACCCUGCCCCCGCUCCAGACCCCGAGUUAUGUGGACGGCAGUCUCCAUCACAUGGCUCUGUUCAUCUCUGCCUCAGUCUGCAGUGUGGUCCUCGCUCUUAUCAUCAUCUUCUGUUACUUCAGGUACAAGCGGCAGGAGUCGCGGCCGCGCUACAGCGUUGGCCUGGAGCAGGAGCACCCCUGCAUGCCCCCUGGCGAGUCUCUGAAGGACCUGAUCGAGCAGUCGCACAGCUCCGGCAGCGGCUCAGGGCUCCCCCUGCUGGUGCAGCGCACCAUAGCGAAACAGAUCCAGAUGGUGAAGCAGAUCGGGAAGGGGCGCUACGGAGAGGUGUGGAUGGGGAAGUGGCGCGGCGAGAGGGUGGCCGUCAAGGUCUUCUUCACCACAGAGGAGGCCAGCUGGUUCAGAGAGACCGAGAUCUACCAGACCGUGCUGAUGAGACACGAGAACAUACUGGGGUUCAUAGCGGCGGACAUUAAGGGCACGGGCUCGUGGACACAGCUGUACCUGAUCACGGACCACCACGAGAGCGGCUCUCUGUACGACUACCUGAAGUCCUCCACGCUGGACGGGCGGUCCCUGCUGCGGCUGGCCUACUCGGCCGUGUCCGGGCUCUGCCACCUGCACACCGAGAUCUUCGGCACGCAGGGCAAGCCCGCCAUCGCCCACCGCGACCUGAAGAGCAAGAACAUCCUGGUCAAGAAGAACGGCUCCUGCUGCAUCGCCGACCUGGGGCUCGCCGUCAAGUUCAUCAGUGACACGAACGAGGUGGACAUCCCGCCCAACACGCGUGUGGGCACCAAGCGCUACAUGCCCCCCGAGGUUCUGGACGAGAGCCUGAACCGGACCCACUUCCAGUCCUACAUCAUGGCCGACAUGUACAGCUUCAGCCUCAUCCUGUGGGAGAUGGCCCGGAGAUGCGUUUCAGGAGGCAUAGUGGAGGAGUACCAGCUCCCAUACCAUGAGCUGGUGCCCACGGACCCCUCAUACGAGGACAUGAGGGAGGUGGUGUGUGUGAGGAGGCUCAGGCCCUCCUUCCCCAACCGCUGGUGCAGCGACGAGUGCCUGAGGCUCAUGGGAAAGCUGAUGUCAGAGUGCUGGGCGCACAGCCCCGCCUCCCGCCUCACCGCGCUGAGGGUGAAGAAGACGCUCGCCAAGAUGUCCGAAUCGCAGGACAUCAAGCUCUGAGGAGCAGGAGU